Molecule: messenger RNA, 1977 nt
Organism: Wallemia ichthyophaga EXF-994
Lineage: Eukaryota; Fungi; Basidiomycota; Wallemiomycetes; Wallemiales; Wallemiaceae
Product: Actin patch protein 1
Exons: 3
Coding region: 1-1977 (658 amino acids)
Cellular component (GO): actin cortical patch
Molecular function (GO): phosphatidate phosphatase activity
Source: RefSeq, a predicted model, not a curated record
AUGGAUAGGAAUAACAGAAUCCAAAAAUUAACUUCUUCAAGAUUCGGUCAGAGAGCUGCAAACCUUGCCAGCUCCGCAGGUACUUAUAUCGCUUCAAAGGACUAUCCACAGCUCGCGAAAUCCUUUUACUCAUCUGCAUCACAAAACGCAAGCGAUUUACUCGGAUACACAAAUGAUCCUAACACAGUUAUUGAGGGUACUGAUACAAUCACCGUCUUCCCAGGCUGGGCUGUCGAGAAAGCUGAAGAAUCUGUAUACAAACUCCAACUCAGCGGCUACGCGUCCUGUCUGAGAAGCAUCGAUAAAGCAACACGAUCCCAGCGGGCUUUCAUGAAGCUCGCAAGAUCAUUCGCUGCACUUCCCCCUCUCCCCAACACUACUGCUUCGUCACAGGAGACAUUCAGCAGCGUCGAGGAGGAAUUGGAGGAGUUAGAGGCAAGCAAUAUACCCAAAUCUGAACAAGAACAGAUUCAACUUGAGCUCAAGGCUGAGUCGGCUCGUACAGGUGGCUCUAAUACUGCUCCUGGUCGCUGGAACGAACAGCCCAGAGUUGCGAAUAUGAUGAAGCCUCAGCAACUAGAAAGACAACAAGCUAGCGUACCAAGUAUACCUCUUGAAAAGUUGCACACUAUGCAUGCAAAUAUGAAUAAGCGUCUGCAGCCAUUCUGGUCCUCUAUAUUACCCAAUAGAAUCUUGAAACUCAACGUGUAUGCUGUUUGGGGUACUCCUGUCGACAGGACGGUUGACGAAGUGCCCGAAGCUAAACCGGUCGCCACUACACAAGUAAGAACGAAUCAACAAGGCCAUUUUGAAUAUGUGUUUAACAUAAAAAUAGACAACAUCCGGAGACCUUCUUGGGUUAAAGAUCCAUAUCAAAAGCCCAUAGAGCUGAAAAUCCAGGUAGACCUUCUCCCUCAGAUGCUUGACUACAGUUUACGCCCAGGCAUAGUACCAACUCCUGACUCAGUUGCCGACGUAACAGCCAGUCAGAUACUCCAUGUAAAGCUGUCUUCCGAUCGUGGCAUACGAGUGAUAUCAGACCUCGACGAUACAGUCAGGACGACGGAAAUUUUCAACGGGGUCAGAGCCAUGUUCCGCAACGUCUUUGUCAACGAUGAAAAAGAAAUGGUUAUACCAGAUAUCGUCAACUGGUACAAUAACAUGUAUAAGCAGGGCAUAGCAGGGUUUCACUAUGUGUCUAAUUCUCCCUAUGAGGCAUUCUCAGCAAUUAACGACUUUUUCAAUAUUUCUAAUCUCCCACAUGGUCAUUUCAAGCUCAAGUAUUAUGGCGGAAAGUCUCUGCUCGGUGGCUUGUGGGAACCGGCUGCGGAGAGGAAACGAGCAGGUGUGAUUGAAAUAUUGAAUGAAUUCAAACUUUGCCAGUUUAUUCUUGUCGGAGAUAGCGGUGAACAGGAUUUGGAGCUGUAUUCAUCUUUGGCGAGAGAGCGACCUAACCAGAUACUGGCAGUCUUUAUAAGAGACGUGACAACACCAAACGACAAAGAUAUAAGUAAGGAGAGUACAGGGACGUCUUCUGAGGACGUGUUAAUACCACCAGUCCCACCACCGCGAAGCACAAAGCCAGAUCUACCACCUAUGUCACAUAUACCACCUAUAGCACCGAAAGAAAACACUUGCCAGACGAAGAAACCCCCGCCACCGCCUGUGCCUCCUAAACCUUCACUCACACCACAGACACAUUUGGCGCCAAAGCUUCCAUCUAGAAGUGAGACAACGCCAUCGUCUUCAAUUCGGUCGAAGCCAUCAUCUAUCACUCUUCUGGGCAGUGACAGCGAACCAAUAGAGUUUGAAGCUUAUGACGCCGCAGAAGCAAAAUUAAUGAAACGCAUUGAUAAUUUCAUGAUGAGAUUGGAAAAAGCAAAGAUGGAGAUACCUGCGCAAGUCAUCUUUUGCGUAUUUAAAGAUGCAAGAGAGGUUGAAUCUAUAACGGAGACCUUACUCGCAGCUCAAAGAUAG